CUUUUCUUAGGUCCCACAAUAUGGUGCUUGCCACUUAACUCUUCUGAUGGAAUUGAACGUAAUUAUCGGAUUACUGUGCUGGCGCUGUGAAGCUGACAAUAUUUACUAUACCUCGGUCAUGUCGCCGUGCUCUGACACUCGGUCACUUCUGUUUGGGACCUAAAAAAGAAACAUUUUACAUUUUUUUGUAUAUAUAUAUAUAUACACUACAGAGAUUUAUGCGGUAGGAAAAGCUAUGGUCGAGUGGAGUGUCAAGUCCAAGUGGAUGCAGCAAUAGUAAUACAAAGGAUUCUUUCACAGCGGCAAGGGGUGGAACCCAUCUCGCUAUAUCGUCAUGUCUGUGUCCUCUCUUCCGGAAUGGAAGCAACUCCUAUUGGAGAAAAAGAGGAGAGAGGAAGAAGAGCGAGGGAGGAGAGAAAAAGAGGAGGAGGAGAAGUUUGCCAACAUGCCUGCCUGGAAGAGAGGGAUCAUUCAGCGGAGGAAGGCAAAGCAGGAAGUCCUGUUUGACAGGGAGAAGGAAAGAGAGUUCUCUGUCCUGCAGGUGGAUGCUCAACCUCCCUCUGAUGGGUUGAGUGACACAGACAGCUCUGUAGCUGUCAAUCAGGGAAACGAACAGUCACUCAGUCCAGAUCCGGGCCAGUGGUUGGGUGCCGAACCUAAGCCAGCAAGUGAGGUGUCCGUGGAAACCAUCGUUCCAGUCCAUGAAAACCCAUUUAUUCGCACACAAAGUGUGUGGAGGAAGGGGAAGGAAGGAGAUGUAGGGCACCACGAGGUGGACGCAAAAGAGAGGGACAAAGACAAACUGACCCCCAAGAGUCAUGAUGGGGAGAGAGGACGAGGGAUGAAUAUAGAGCUAAAAAUAGAGAGAUUUCGAGAUUUGAGUGAAGGACGAGACAAAGAAAGGAGCAGAGACCGAAGUCAAGGAAGAGAGACUACCAGGGAGGUUUGGGAAAAGGACAAAUGUUCAUGGAAAGAUGUAGCCAAGGAUAAAGAAUUCCUGAAAGAGGAACAUGAAACAGAUCGACCUAGUUCUUUUUCUUCACUGGUCCCUUGUCUGCGAACCAUCCGUGCAGACAAUAUCAUCAUCAUUGAACAAGAGCAGCGAGGCAAUGACGAGAGAAGAGCUAAAUGGACGGAUGUGGAGGUGGACAGGUCUGAGGAGGAGUUGCAAGGGAAGAGAGGAAUGAAGAUGGACCUCAGGGAGAUCCUGGCAGGAGGAGCGAGUGUGACUGAGAUCAGGGCAUCUGAUGUUCUUAUCAUAAAGCCCACGGCAAGCAUGGAAGAGAGGACCUCCUUAGGGGGAGGAGGCAAAGGUUCUGGGAGAGAGGAUGGAGAUGCGUGCACCACAGAGGGAAAGAGGGAGCUGAGGACCGACAUGUCCUGGUUGAAGGAGAAUUCCAAAGACACAGAUAGACUAUGCAGCCAGGCGACAAUGAUAAAGGAUAACAGGAGGGACAGCUUGGACGAAAAUGUGUUUCAUGAAAAAGGAGGGCGAGUUAGCCAGCUGCUCACUAAAUUUGGAGAACACCGUAAGCCUCCAUCUAGAUCAAAAAGCUCGGAUAAUUUCCUCCGGCCCGGAAGAAGGAAACACUUUGGUGAAAACAAUAAUGAACAAACAGUGGAGUGCAUGUCUGAUGGGAGAAAUAUGCCACUUAGAGGUGUGCCGAAACGCUCCUUUAGCUUCUCUGAUAGGGUCCUCUGUGAUAAGGAGAACGGCUUGGAUCCCGAUGUGUGUUUUGAGAGGAAAACAUGUGAGAGGGUAUAUUCAGACAAGAGUGUGGCAGGCUUAGGCAAGGACACACCAAUUAAGGGCAAAAUAGUGUGUACGCGGCUUUUGGAUAAAGACAAGUUUGGAAAGGAUGCAGAAAGCAAUGAGGAUCAACGUGAUGCAAUACCGAGGAGAGGUGAAAUAAGAAUAGGAUUCCAAAAUAGGACCGAAGUCAAAAAGUUAGACCCAGUUGAGAGGAGGGCUACAGGGAUGCCAAACGAUGAAGACAGAGAAGGAUUUACAAUGGCAUCUGUUAAAAGCACAGAGGGAAUCUCAUUUGCAAGGAGAAUACCAAUUAGGCAAGAUGUAAAGACAAGGACAGCUGAAAAAACAGUGAAGCGAGUCACAGAGAAAAGCGAGCUGAGGGCAGGGAACGAUUGUGACUCAGGAAGACAAAAUUGCGAUAAAACAUUAUUGGAUGCUUUUGAAAACCCUGAUGCAUCUGCCUACCGUAGCACUGCGGAGACUUGCUUCAGACUUGAAUCAGACCACAGAGAGUACUCUGGUCUUCUCAGUACUGUAGUACAAAAAGGGGCAGAGCAUAGUGGGUUGUCCUAUCAAACAGAAGACCUCAUCAACAAAAUAGAAAAAGUAGGAGACACAACUGAUUAUACCAGUGAGAGGACUCGGGGGAUACAAAUUCCCAAUGAAAACUCUACUCCCAGAUCUCCGAAAAGGAUACCUCCAAUAGGAAACCCUCCAUGUGCCCUUGAGAUCCAAAUCCCCAGGACAGUCUUUUAUGUUGCGGAGGAGUUGGAUAGAAAAAAAAACUCAAGUCAAAGCCAGGAAAGUAAAGACUUGGAGGGAGGAUGCGGGGUUGAGAGGAGGGAUAGCUGGCGUGUUGGCAAGCCCUUGAGCCGCAUUGAGUCCCUGCGAGAGAAAAUUAGGCAAAGAGAGCAGGAGAGGCUGAGGCAGAGGACGACACACGGUGUGGAUGGAGGUGAAGGUGCAAGAGUCUCUGAUGCGUCUCUGAUAACAGCAGAUGACACAUGUGCAGAGACGAGGACUGAAAAACCCGCAGCACAUUUGCAGAAGACAAUGGUUGGAGCAGAGAGCUGUGAGGAAGACGCAGAGGCCCAGACAUCCGUGACUGCAUUUGACAUCACACAGGAAGUCGGCCUGUUGAAAAACAGCCCUCAACUUCCUGUUUCUGUCCAACACUCACACACUGUGGAUGGAGAGGAAGUAAGUCGCGAUCUCGCUCAUGCUACCUCCGAAGAUACCGGUGAAUCUCAUCAAAUAUCUCAGGAUGAACCCAAUCCAGUGAAGCAUGUGGAAGAACAACUGACUCACCACAGGAACCAAGAAGAGGAGGAAGGCAAGGAGGUCUCUGAAAAGGAAGUGGAGGCUUACACAUUAUCCUUCGAUCCCGUUCAACCUCUCUCUCCUUCGCCACCGCAUCCCAACUCCCUGGCAGCCAUGAGUCGGAUAUACAACUUGGAGACGGUUGGUUCGAGAUCAGGCUUGUGUUUGAGAGACAGGAACGUGGAUGUAACAUCAGUGCAUCUUUUGAAGGUGAAGCCCCUCAUCUCAGAAAAUGCACAACACAGGGAUGGUAAUAUGUUCUCAGGGGAAGACACUUGCGGGCUCCAGAAAUUUCAGCUACAAGAGCAGGAAGUAACAAUAUCAAACACUCCUUAUAAGGAGAAAGAGACAAAAGGACCCCAAAGCAAAGGAAUGAAGAAGCAUCAGUUGAAGGAUUACGCCAAGAUCGAGGGGACAGGUCAGGAAACACUUGACAUGAACUCUAUAGUGCGUCCCAGAUGUUUUUUUCCUCCAACAUCUCAGCUCAAGCAACCAAGCCCAAUUAAUACCUCACAUCUCAGGAGCCAAUCCCCAGACAGAUCUCUGAAACCCUCAGACUGUGCACCAACUCCAGUCUCCUCCCCAUGCUCCCCGUCUCCUGCUGCCUCCCCCACGGCCUCGCCGACUUUGUUCUCCAUCCGUAGUGCCUCUGGCGGUCACGUGAAAAGAGGAGCCACCGUCACAAUCACCCCAAAAAAGUCCACAGUAGCCGGAAGAACAGCUGAUUUGAUGGCGCCGUCCAUCACAGCAGCAUGCACCAACGCAAACACGCUCCAGAAGCACCAAACCCCAACUUUGACUGUUGCUGAGCCCAUGAAGAAGAAGUAUCCAACAGCAGAGGAAAUUGAAGUGAUUGGCGGAUAUCAGAAUCUGGAAAAGUCCUGCCUUGUUAGGAGCAAAGGGACUCAGAAACUGGGUAAGGUGUGUUUCGAUGAAGACCAGCUGGAGCAGGUAUGCGAGUAUCCUUCCGAGACCUCCAUGUGGGCGUCCGCCACCUCUGAGAUUCCACAGGGAGAGGAGACACAGGAGGCGGAAGCGGACGGCGGAGCCAUCGUGUCUAAGAGCUCAAGGAAUUUGACUACUGCGAUAGGACACCGUCUCCGAGUGGGUCAGUGUCACCCCCUUCUCAAAAAACACAACGUGUGAUAAUUGUUCUCUCACUGUCAUCAUGGUUGGACAUGUGGGCACGGUGCACAUUCAGGUUUACAUUAAGUAGGUUAUUGGAUAUUUACAGUGGAUCCCUGUUGAGUCGGGAUUUCAGCAUUCAUUUUGUAUUUAUUUCCACCGAAAUUUUUACAUAUUGGUGUCUUUAUGCUUCACCGUUUUUUCCGUCAAGCUUUGUUCGCACCACAGUUACUGUGUGACGCAGAAAUGAAAUUUAAACUUAAAGGAUAUUAACUUUCUCCUAUGGCGUAUUAGGGCCACAUUGAAAAAAAAAAGAUUUAAAGAAUAAAGUCGUAAAUUUGUGAGAAUAAAGUUGUCAAUUUACGUGAAAAAAGUCACACUACUUGUAGAUUUACACAUUUUUUUCUCGUAAAUUUGCUCUUUUUUUCUCAUAAAUUGACUUCUUUCUCGUAAAUUUACGACUUUAUUGAAAUAAUCUGAGAUUUUGAGAAUAAAGUAGUAAAUUUACUAGGAUAAAGUUGUCCAUUUACGAGAAAAAAGUUGUAAAUUCAUGAGAAAAAGAGUCAUACAUUUACGAGAAACAAGACUUUUUUUCUCGUAAAUUUACGACUUUUAUUUCAGAAAUUUAUGACGACUUUAUGUCCUCUUAUCGUUGAAAUCUCAGAUUAUUUAAAUCAAGUCCUAAAUUUAUUUUAAAAAAGGCAUAAAUUUCCAUGAAAAAAAGUCGGAAAUUUACGACUUUUUCCGUAAUAUUACCUUUGCCAAAGACCAAAGGUCGCAUAAGUUCCCCCCUUUUCAUAGCUGUCUCGGACGAUGCCUGUUACGAUGGAGUAUUAAAAUAAUCUGAGAUUUUGAGAACGCCACGAAAGUUUUUUUCCUUCCUGAAGAGCUAUGCUCUAUUUUCCCUCUCAAACGUAUGACACGUAAUAUUACGACUUUUUUUCUCGUAGAUUUAUUACUUUAUUUUUUGUAAAUUAACAACUUUAUUCUCAUAGUGUUAUGACUUUUUUCUCGUAAAUUUAUGACUUUACUUUUGAAAUGUCAGAUUUUUUUUUUUAUGUGGCCCUGACACACCCAAAAAAAGGUCGGAAUAUUACGUGUCCUCAUGUCAUACGUGUCAGAGGGGAAAAUAGAGCGUGGCUCUGAUUACGACUUUAUUCUCAUGAUAUUACGACUUUUGGCCCAUAAAUUUACGACUUUAUUCUUGUAAAUUUGUGACUUUUUUUGGCGUGAAUUUACGAAAAAAAAGGUCGUAACAUUGCGAGAAUAAAGUUAUUCUCGUAAAUUUGUGACUUUUUUUGUCCUGAAUUUACGAGAAAAAAGGUCGUAAUAUUGCCAGAAUAAAGUUGUAAAUUUACUACAAUAAAGUCGUAAUGUUGCGCGUCAUACGUGUCAGAGGGAAAUAUUGCGAGAAUGAAGUUGUAAAUUUACUACAAUAAAGUCGUAAUGUUACGUGUCCUCAUGUCACACGUGUCAGAGGGAAAAUAGAGCAUAGCUCUGAUUCCGACUUUAUUCUCAUGAUAUUACGACUUUUGGCCCAUAAAUUUACGACUUUAUUCUUGUAAAUUUGUGACUUUUUUUGGCGUGAAUUUACGAAAAAAAAGGUCGUAACAUUGCGAGAAUAAAGUUGUACAUUUACUACAAUAAAGUCAUAAUGUUUCGUGUCAUACAUGUCAGAGGGAAAAUAGAGCAUAGCUGUGAUUACGACUUUAUUCUGAUGAUAUUACGACUUCUGUCCUGUAAAUUUACGACUUUAUUUGCGUAAAUUUGUGACUCUUUUUGGUGUGAAUUUACGAGAAAAAAGGUCGUAAUAUUGCAACAAUAAAAUUGUAAAUUUACUACAAUAAAGUCAUAAUGUUACGUGUCAUACAUGUCAGAAGGAAAAUAGAGCAUAGCUGUGAUUACGACUUUAUUCUGAUGAUAUUACGACUUUUGUCCCGUAAAUUUACGACUUUAUUCUCAUAAAUUUGUGACCUUUUUUGGCGUGAAUUUACGAGAAAAAAGGUCGUAAUAUUGCGACAAUAAAGUUGUAGAUUUACUACAAUAAAGUCGUAAUGUUACACUUCAUACGUGUCAGAGGGAAAAUAGAGCAUAGCUGUGAUUACGACUUUAUUCUGAUGAUAUUACGACUUUUGUCCCGUAAAUUUACGACUUUAUUCUCAUAAAUUUGUGACCUUUUUUGGCGUGAAUUUACAAAAAAAAGGUCGUAACAUUGCGAGAAUAAAGUUGUAAAUUUACUACAAUAAAGUCGUAAUGUUACGUGUCAUACAUGUCAGAGGGAAAAUAGAGCAUAGCUGUGAUUACGACUUUAUUCUGAUGAUAUUACGACUUUUGUCCCGUAAAUUUACGACUUUAUUCUCGUAAAUUUGUGACUCUUUUUGGCGUGAAUUUACGAGAAAAAAAGUCGUAAUAUUGCGACAAUAAAGUUGUAGAUUUACUACAAUAAAGUCGUAAUGUUACACUUCAUACGUGUCAGAGGGAAAAUAGAGCAUAGCUGUGAUUACGACUUUAUUCUGAUGAUAUUACGACUUUUGUCCCGUAAAUUUACGACUUUAUUCUCAUAAAUUUGUGACUUUUUUUGGUGUGAAUUUACAAAAAAAAAGGUUGUAACAUUGCGACAAUAAAGUUGUAAAUUUACUACAAUAAAGUCGUAAUGUUACGUGUCAUACAUGUCAGAGGGAAAAUAGAGCAUAGCUGUGAUUACGACUUUAUUCUGAUGAUAUUACGACUUUUGUCCCGUAAAUUUACGACUUUAUUCUCGUAAAUUUGUGACUCUUUUUGGCGUGAAUUUACGAGAAAAAAAGUCGUAAUAUUGCGACAAUAAAGUUGUAGAUUUACUACAAUAAAGUCGUAAUGUUACGUGUCAUACGUGACAGAGGGAAAAUGGCUGAUUUUCUUUAAUCCAAUGUGGCCCUAAUACCUAAUACUGCCACAGCUUAAUAAAUCCACCAAACAGAAGACAAACUGUCGUGUCCUUUAACUAGAACACACAAAUCUAUACCUCUACCGCUUGGAGAACCGCCUUCUCUCGCCUGCAUGCCUCUGAUCUAAUCUAACAGUCACUCUAAUUGCAUAUGUUGAUUCAAAAUUGAAGGAGAAUGUCAACGUCAAGCUAGCCGGGGAGUUCGGAGGGGCAAGGAAUGCGAGUCGCGUCUGAAAAACAGACAUUUUUAUUCACGGCUCAUUUAUUACGCCGAUAGUGGGGAUCUACUGUAAUAAUAAUACUUUUGGAACUCCCGUUAUUUACCUUCAAUCUCCACCUCCUCUCUUUUCCAGAUGAGUCUUGCCCACGGUAGACAGCACUCACCCGCCAAAUUUCCUGCGUGAUACGAUCAGGUUCUUUUUAGUAGCUGCAAUCUCUGUGGUGUUGUGUUUGUUAUAGUAACAGUGUGGGAGGAGUGCAAAAUCAUAUGUAUGAUUAUGUUUAUAUUUAAUUGUAUUAUCAGAAUGUAUGGUACAUUUAUAAAGCACAGUGGGAAAAGAUCACUUGUCCUAUGCAAUGUAUUUUUAGUUUGUAUAUUUGAUAGGACUGAUGGACCGUCCAGGGUGCACCCAAGCUGGGAUAGGCUCCAGCUCACCCGAGACCCUAUGAUUUGCAUGCCAUCUGGUCCCUUGUGCCUACUGUACUGUACAGUAUAUACUAAACCCGUACAGAUGAUAUGAGGAUCCGUUCAUGUAGACAAGCUAUUUUUAUUUCAUGUGUGUUUGUUAGGUGACUGUUUUUGUUCAUGUAGAAGUGGCAAACGCUUUAUGACUCAGGAAGAAGACUUAUUUUGCGGACUGUAUUAUGAUGGAUGCAAAUAUUGUAGUUUCUAAAUGAGCAAAGUCUCUGGAUUCUCCACAUUUGAUGUCAUCAUAAUUGAAUUGAAUUUGUAAUAUAUUUUCUACUUUUGAAGAA
Molecule: messenger RNA, 8096 nt
Organism: Dunckerocampus dactyliophorus (ringed pipefish)
Lineage: Eukaryota; Metazoa; Chordata; Actinopteri; Syngnathiformes; Syngnathidae
Gene: ppp1r18
Product: protein phosphatase 1, regulatory subunit 18
Exons: 3
Coding region: 335-4219 (1294 amino acids)
Molecular function (GO): phosphatase binding
Source: RefSeq, a predicted model, not a curated record